CUUUCUAUGUUUGGCAUUUCCCUUAGCUUACCGAUCGAAGGGUACUAAAAUUAUAAAUUCACCCAGCCAUACAAAUUUCGAAAAUAAACUCCCUCAAAAUUAAGGACAAAACUACGUAAGGACCCAGGAAGAGGAUCGGGAUGCUGAACAUAUUGGGCCGGAGUGGUGGCAUUAGCGUGCGCUUCUUCGCCAAGGACGUUCGCUUCGGCGUCGAGGCGCGCAGCCUGCUCCUGCAGGGCGUGAACAUCCUGGCCAACGCGGUGGCCGCCACUCUGGGCCCGAAGGGCAGGAACGUGCUCAUCGAGCAGCUGCUGAUAUCGCCGCGGAUCACCAAGGAUGGCAUCACGGUGGCCAGCAAUGUGCAGCUGAAGGAUCGUCGUCUGGAUAUGGGUGCCCAGCUACUCCGCCAGGCCACCAACAAUACGAAUAACGAUGUGGGCGAUGGCACCAGCACGGCCACGAUCCUGGCCCGUGGAAUGGCCUGCCAGGGGAUGCAUGUGCUCCGCCAGGGUCAGGUGAACGUUCAGCUCCUGCGAGAAGGUAUUCUCGAGGGAGCGCGAACGGUUUGUGAAGCUCUGUGCGAGAUGUCCCAAUCGGUGGAUACAAUAGGUCAAGUGGAAGCCGUGGCCAAGGUGGCCCUCAAUGGAGAGGAACGACUGGCGGAGCUGAUUGGCGACACCAUACUGGAACUGGGAGAAAAUGGUGUCAUCUUGGUCAGGGAGUCCCAUGGUCCCAACGAUGAGGUUAAGUUUCAGGAAGGCAUUACCCUGCCCUGUGGUUACUGCUCACCCUUCAUUGCCGCUAAAAGUGGCAAGGACAGCCGCCUGGAACUAGGCAAUUGCUUGCUCCUGCUCACCCUGGCCAAGAUUGAUCAGGUUGAACAGAUCCUGCCCGCUUUGGAGUUGGCUCGGCUGAGGGAACAACCCCUUCUGAUUAUAGCCAAAGAUUUUUCCAGCGAUUUGCUAAAGAUUCUGGUGUUGAAUCACCUUCAGGGAAUAGUUCAGGUCUGUGCAGUCAAGGCGCCUGGCUUUGGCGACGAGCAGCGCCUGGAAAUGCAGGAUCUGGCUCUGGCCAUGGGUGCCCAUUUACUGGAGGAUGCCUCUUGGCUGGCGGAUCUCAGUGAGGAGGACCUGGGUGAGGUGGUGGCUGCUGUGGUGAAUGCCAAGGAAACGCACCUUUUGCAACCGAUCAAGGUUAACGAGGAGCAGGUGCAGUCCCGAAUUCAGCACAUCCGUGAGUUGAUCGAUGAGGCUGUCACCGAGGAGGAAUUGGACCGGCUUAAUACACGACUAGGACGACUGCAGGGCCGCCUGGCCACCAUUUAUGUGGGCGGGACCAGUGACCUGGAGUUGAGCGAGCGGAAGGAUCGCUUCAAUGAUGCCCUGCACGCAGUCCGUGUGGCUAUCAGCGAUGGCGUUGUUCCCGGAGGCGGCACAGCCUUUCUGCGGUGUAUUCCAGCUCUGGAUAGGUUGCCGCCAGCCCGGGCUAUGGAGCACCAGUUGGGCAGAGAAAUUGUAAAGGAUGCACUUCGGCUUCCCUGCUAUACAAUCGCGCACAAUGCUGGAGUGAAUCCCAAUGAGGUUCUCCGUCGAGUCCUCGAUGGAAGCGGGAACUUUGGAUUCGAUGCCGCCACCGGGGAGUUCGGCGAUCUGGUGGCCCGGGGAAUUGUUGAUCCCGCGAAUGUUUUAAAAGCCGCCAUGGCGGAUGCCGCCGGAAUUGCCUCACUCUUGGCCACCACCGAAGUGCUUAUUACCAAACAGCCGAUCAAGCCAAAGAUUCCGAAAAACCAAAUCACCCGGGACCUAGCUAGACUUGUUGGCAUGUAGUUGAGUCAGUGGAAAUUUAUCAAAAAUUAUAAUCAAAUUAUUUGUAUAAUUUUAUUACCCGUAGAAGUAGGCAAUGAAAAUA
Messenger RNA from Drosophila suzukii, 1908 nucleotides. It is a transcript of the gene Hsp60D, whose product is annotated as Heat shock protein 60D. Gene Ontology annotation, molecular function: ATP binding; ATP-dependent protein folding chaperone; protein-folding chaperone binding. The record is from RefSeq and is a predicted model, not a curated record. Gene Ontology annotation, cellular component: mitochondrial inner membrane; mitochondrial matrix. Gene Ontology annotation, biological process: mitochondrial unfolded protein response; apoptotic mitochondrial changes; protein refolding. Lineage: Eukaryota; Metazoa; Arthropoda; Insecta; Diptera; Drosophilidae.